Sinocyclocheilus rhinocerous is the source of this 2799-nucleotide messenger RNA. RefSeq names its product DNA-directed RNA polymerase III subunit RPC1-like. The coding region runs from base 1 to 2799 and encodes 932 amino acids. Gene Ontology annotation, molecular function: DNA-directed RNA polymerase activity; DNA binding. The record is from RefSeq and is a predicted model, not a curated record. The transcript is spliced from 21 exons. Lineage: Eukaryota; Metazoa; Chordata; Actinopteri; Cypriniformes; Cyprinidae. Gene Ontology annotation, biological process: DNA-templated transcription.
AUGGUGAAGGAGCAGUUUAGAGAGACGAAUGUGGCCAAAAAGAUAAGUCACAUCUGUUUUGGCAUGAAGUCAGCAGAGCAGAUGAGACAACAGGCUCAUAUUCAGGUGGUCACCAAGAACCUGUACAGCCAAGACACCAGCCACACACCGCUGCAGUAUGGAGUCCUGGACCACCGCAUGGGAACCAGCGAGAAGGACAGACCGUGUGAAACCUGCGGGAAGAACCUGGCCGACUGUCUCGGUCACUACGGCUAUCUGGACCUGGAGCUGCCCUGCUUUCAUGUCGGAUACUUCAAAGCCAUUAUUGGGAUCCUGCAGAUGAUCUGUAAGACGUGUUCUCACAUCCUUCUCAGCAAAGAGGAAAAGCUUCAGUUUCUGGAUUACUUGCGUAGACCUGGACUGGCGUACCUGCAGAAGCGCGGCCUCAAGAAGAAGAUCUCAGACAAAUGCAGGAAGAAGACCACCUGUGUGCAUUGCAACGCAUUUAACGGCCCUGUGAAGAAAUGUGGCUUGCUGAAGAUCAUUCAUGAGAAGUACAAGACCACAAAGAAGGUCGUCGAUCCCAUGGUGUCAGAUUUCCUCCAGUCGUUUGAUAUCACCAUCGAGCACAAUAAAGAAGUGGAGUCACUACUGACCAGAGCACAGGAAAACCUCAAUCCUCUGGUCGUGUUGAAUCUUUUCCGGAGGAUUCCGAACGAGGACGUUCCUCUUCUGCUGAUGAAUCCUGAAUCCGGGAAACCCACUGACAUCCUGACAUGCCUGUUAGUGCCGCCCCUCUGCAUCCGGCCCUCCGUCGUCAGCGACCUCAAGUCAGGCACCAAUGAGGAUGAUCUGACCAUGAAGUUAACGGAGAUCAUCUUCCUCAAUGAUGUUAUCAAGAAGCACCGCAUGUCAGGAGCCAAAACCCAGAUGAUCAUGGAGGACUGGGACUUCCUGCAGCUCCAGUGCGCUCUCUACAUCAACAGCGAGCUGUCGGGCAUCCCGCUCAAUAUGGCACCCAAGAAAUGGACCCGCGGCUUCAUGCAAAGACUCAAGGGAAAACAGGGGCGGUUUCGUGGUAACCUGUCUGGAAAGAGAGUGGAUUUCUCAGGCAGAACGGUCAUCUCUCCCGACCCGAACCUGAGGAUCGAUGAGGUCGCUGUACCGGUGCACGUCGCCAAAAUCCUCACCUACCCAGAGAAGGUGAAUAAAGCCAACAUUGAGCUGAUGAGGAAACUGGUGCGUAACGGCCCUGACGUUCAUCCGGGAGCAAAUUUUAUUCAGCAGAGACACAUGCAGAUGAAGAGGCGCGCAUUAAUCCUGAAGGAGCUGUCCGUUAUCAGAGAUCACGCUGGCAGUGCGUGUUUGAGAGAACUGGACAAAAGCAACAGUCCACUGAUCAUGGCUCUGUGUGGAUCCAAAGGUACCAUCAGAACCUCCCUAAUGGACCUCAGAAGGCGUCUGGUGAAGUCUCUGGAGGACUUGUGCUCUCAGUACGAUCUGACGGUGCGCAGCUCCACCGGUGACAUCAUACAGUUCAUCUACGGCGGAGACGGACUCGACCCCGCGGCCAUGGAGGGAAAAGACGAACCGCUAGAGUUCAGAAGAGUCCUCGACAACAUCAGAUCAGUGCACAGCUGUCCAGGUGAACCUGUGCUGAGCAGAAACGAGCUGAUCUUAACCUCCGACUCCAUCAUGAAGAGAAAAGACUUCCUGUGCUGUAAAGACACGUUUCUGGAGGAAAUCAGAAAGUUCAUCAAAACGGUUUCGGAGAAAAUCAAAAAGACACGCGACAAGUAUGGCAUCAACGACAACGGAACGACAGAGCCUAAAGUUCUGUACCAGUUGGACAGAAUCACUCCGACCCAGCUGGAGAAGUUUCUGGAAACCUGCAGGGACAAAUAUAUGAGGGCGCAGAUGGAGCCGGGCUCUGCCGUCGGGGCGCUGUGUGCUCAGAGCAUCGGGGAGCCGGGGACUCAGAUGACCCUCAAGACGUUUCACUUCGCUGGAGUCGCUUCCAUGAACAUCACUCUGGGAGUCCCGAGAAUCAAAGAGAUCAUCAAUGCGUCCAAGAACAUCAGUACGCCCAUCAUAAGUGCCAACCUGGAUACCGUUGAUGACCCAGACUUCGCUCGGCUGGUGAAAGGACGCAUUGAGAAAACUCUACUGGGAGAGAUUUCCGAGUACAUCGAGGAGGUUUUCCUGCCUGAUGAUUGUUUCAUCCUGGUGAAGCUGUCGCUAGAGAGGAUUCGUCUUCUGAGGUUGGAGGUGAACGCAGAGACGGUGCGUUACGCCAUCUGUACGUCAAAGCUGCGGGUGAAGCCGGGCGAUAUCGCGGUUCACGGAGAGGCCGUGGUCUGUGUGACUCCGAGAGAAAACAGCAAGAGCUCCAUGUAUUACGUCCUGCAGUCGCUCAAACAGGAGCUUCCUAAGGUGGUGGUCCAGGGCAUCCCUGAAGUGGCGCGUGCCGUCAUUCACAUUGAUGAACAGAGCAGCAAACAGAAGUUCAAACUGCUGGUGGAGGGAGAUAAUCUCAGGGCUGUCAUGGCAACACACGGCGUCAACGGCAACAGAACAACAUCUAACAACACGUAUGAGGUAGCGACAGUCAGAGAUACACACACACUGAUCAAGCUGUUCACUUUCCUCAAUGUUCCUUCUGCAAACGGCAGUGUCUCUGAGUGCAUUAUAAUGGGAAUCCCCAUGAACAUCGGCACUGGACUCUUUAAACUCUUACACAGCGCCACGAAGAAGCCCAAUCCCCCGCGCAGGCCUUUGCUCUUUGACAGUCCUGAUUUCCACAUCCCUCUGGCCUUAUAA